AAGGCGUCCCGAGCUUCCGCUGUUACGUCACACAGUUUCCGGUCAGACGCUUCUCCAGGAUCAGCCGAUUGUUUUCAACUUUAACUGUUUUGUGUUGAAACUUUUGAACACGCGCAGCUUCCGGCAUGCAGGCGCUGCGACGGUUCAAUCUGCGGCCGCUGCGAAACUGGAGAGAUUAUCAUGUGACAGCACCAGUGUUGACCUUUGACCUGAGGAAAGUGGAGCUGAUGCCUCUGGAUCAGAGGAAACUGACCUUUGACUCUCAGGCCAUGGUGACAGAGCUGCGGCAGAGCGGUUUUGACGAGCGUCAGUCCGACCUCAUCGUCUCAGCUCUGGUGACGCUGACCACGUCCAACAUGGACAUCGUGUACAAAGACAUGGUGACCAAAGCUCACCAGGAGAUCACCGUGCAGCAGAUCUUGGCUCACCUGGACUCCAUCAGGAAGGACAUGGUGAUCCUGGAGAAGAGCGAGUUCGCCAGCCUCCGCUCAGAGAACACGACGAUGAAGCAAGAGCUGGAGCAGCUGAGGACUCGACUGAAGGAGGAGAAUCAGAAAGUACGAGCGGAAACUAAACUAGACCUCAACUUAGAGAACAGCAGGGUCUCUGACAUGUUCAAUGAACAAAAGAAGAGGCUGAUGGAGGCCAUGACAGAGUUUCGUCAAAAGAAAGUCGACCUGAAAAACGAUAACAUGGAGAUCAACAAAAAGAUCGACCUGCAGGUGGCGUCGCUCAAAACUCUGCUGGAGUCUCUGAAGCUGGAGAUGAUCACCUACCUGGCAGGGACCAUGUUCUCCUGCCUCGCCAUCACACUCUUGGUUUACAGACUGUGGAAAUGAAGGACCAGGAG
This is a messenger RNA of Solea solea (common sole), 850 nucleotides long. RefSeq names its product coiled-coil domain containing 90B (gene ccdc90b). Gene Ontology annotation, cellular component: mitochondrion. The transcript has 8 exons. The record is from RefSeq and is a predicted model, not a curated record. NCBI's taxonomy places the organism in Eukaryota, Metazoa, Chordata, Actinopteri, Pleuronectiformes, Soleidae. The coding region runs from base 126 to 839 and encodes 237 amino acids.